AUGGGCUCUUCUAUAGACGGCGGCGAGUCAAAAGUGGCUGGUUCCGGGUCGGCAACCGGUGCUGACCUGCAAUCCGGUGACAUCAAGCCGGCCUACGGCGGCACUACCACCGAGCGUCGCGCCGCGUACGAAACCAAGCGUGGUCUGUCACCUCGUCACGUCCAGCUUAUGACUAUUGGGGGCUCAAUUGGUACGGGUCUUUUUGUUGGAAUUGGCGGAGUUCUUUCUCAGGCUGGGCCAUUGUCGCUGCUUCUGGGUUAUCUCUUUUGGGGAAUUCUGUUCAUCUGGCCAUGCUACCUGUGCAUGGCUGAGCUGAUGGCUUACCUCCCUCUUCGAGGCACUGUCUUUGAACUGGCUUCAAGAUUUGUUGAUCCCGCUUUGGGAUUUGCAAUGGGAUGGACCUACUUCUUCGCCGGGGCCAUGCUUGUCUGUGUCGAAUAUUCUGCUGUCGCAACUGUCAUGCAAUAUUGGAAUACUAGCGUCAACCCUGCUGUGUGGAUUGCCAUGGCCAUGGUUGUGUGCAUUGCUCUCAAUGUUGUGGCGGUGAAGUGGUACGGCGAGUCGGAGUUCAUCAUGGCCUCCCUCAAGGUGCUUCUUCUGAUCGGUCUCGUCCUCAUCACCCUCAUCACUAUGUGCGGCGGAAAUCCCAAGCAUGAUGCCUACGGAUUUACACAUUGGAAACAUGGAAACUAUAUGCAUUCAUAUUACGCGAGCGGCGGAACGGGUCGCUUCUUGGGAUGGUGGUCGGUCGUUAUCUACGCUGGAUUCACCAUUGCUGGCCCCGAUAUGCUCUGUCUCUCGGCCGGCGAGAUCCAAAACCCACGUCACACCAUUCCCCGAGUGGCGAGACUUGUGUUCUAUCGACUGGUUGGCUUCUAUGUCAUCGGUGUCUUCGCAGUCGGCAUCAUCUGCUCUAGCCGUGACGAGCACUUGCUAGGUGCUAUCGAGAACGGAGAGCCCGGCUCAGCUGCCUCACCAUGGGUCAUUGGCAUUACCAACCUGGGUAUUCACGGCUUGCCAGGUUUGAUCAACUUCCUCAUCCUGAUGUCCGGAUGGUCCUGCGGAAAUGCGUACCUUUAUUCUUCUUCUAGAACACUAUACGGUCUAGCUCGAGAUGGCCAAGCACCACGGUUCCUGCUCAAGUGCACCAAGUCCGGUGUUCCGAUCUACUGCGUUUUGACAGUGUCCCUUAUUUGCUGCAUCACCUUCCUAGUUUCGUCAAAUUCCGCCGUCGAGGUUUUCUAUUGGUUCGUCGGGCUGACAACCACCGCCCUCAUCAUGACUUACACCAUGAUGCUGAUGACAUUCUUGGGCUGGUACCGAGCUCGCAAGGCCCAGCCGGAUGUCGCUCCGGACUCAGUGUUGCCAUAUGUGGCACCCUGGUCACCCUGGACUGCUUACUUCGGCACCUUCCUCGGAUGGCUCACCAUGAUCUUCAUCGGUUACGACUACUUCGUUCCGUGGGAUACCCAGGGCUUCAUCACCAGCUAUUUUGCGCUCGCAUUCGGUCCGUUUAUGUACGUGUUCUGGAAAGUCGUCAAGAGAACCAAGUUCGUCGAUCCCCGCUACGCAGACCUCAUCGGCGGAAAAGCGGAGAUCGAUGAAGAAUGCAGGAUCUGGGAGGAGGGUGGUCUGGAGGAGAAUGUAAAGAGGCGUCUGCAGGAGAUGAAUGUGUUCAGGAGAACUUGGGAGAGGAUUUGGUGA
Molecule: messenger RNA, 1704 nt
Organism: Phaeoacremonium minimum UCRPA7
Lineage: Eukaryota; Fungi; Ascomycota; Sordariomycetes; Togniniales; Togniniaceae
Product: putative proline permease protein
Exons: 4
Coding region: 1-1704 (567 amino acids)
Biological process (GO): amino acid transmembrane transport
Cellular component (GO): membrane
Molecular function (GO): amino acid transmembrane transporter activity
Source: RefSeq, a predicted model, not a curated record